CAUAUGUUUCAUAACUCAUCCUUCAUUAAGCAGUUUGAAGCAAUAAAAGCUUUAGUGAAAAUCAUCUCAUCUCCUAAUAAAAUGGCACUUACUAAAGCUUCACUCAUGUCUUUCCUGCUCAUGACCUUGGUAGCGUUUUCAUCUGCUCGUGACUACCCAACUUAUUCUCCUGAAUACAAGGUAUAUACCCCAACACCGGUGUAUGAAUCUCCAGAAUACUCAUCACCACCGGUGUACGAGUCUCCAACAUACACUCCACCAUCGCCAGUUUACGAGCCCCCAACAUAUACUCCACCAUCGCCAGUUUACGAGUCCCCAACAUACACUCCACCGUCACCUGUUUACACCCCAUCACCCGUAUACAAAUCCCCUGAAUACACCCCAUCACCCGUAUACAAAUCUCCCGAAUACACCCCAUCACCAGUUUACACUCCACCGUCUUACGAGUCUCCCUCAUACACUCCAACCUAUACUCCAUCUUACGAAUCUCCCGCAUACACUCCAACCUACACUCCACCAUCUUACGAGUCUCCCGCAUACACUCCAUCGCCACUUUACUGAUUAACUAAUAUUUCAUCCCAAGCCAUUGAUAUGUAUAUUGCUUACUGAUUAACUAAUAUUUCAUCCCAAGCCAUUGGGUUUGAUAACUUUUUCUUGUCUCGUGUUGUAUUUUAAUUUUUACAAAAAUAAAUGAUGUUAUUCAUCGAGCUGCAUGCUAUCUCAUGUUAUACAUGUAAACAAAUUAUAGCUUUUUAAAAGAAUGUACAAGUUCUUAUGUUCAAUGGGGAUAGUUUACAUAUGUUUUGAUUGUC
This is a messenger RNA of Spinacia oleracea (spinach), 812 nucleotides long. Its product is annotated as proline-rich protein 3-like. The record is from RefSeq and is a predicted model, not a curated record. The transcript has a single exon. Bases 4 to 561 code for a protein of 185 amino acids. Lineage: Eukaryota; Viridiplantae; Streptophyta; Magnoliopsida; Caryophyllales; Amaranthaceae.